GUUCAUUGUUAAUGGGUUGAUGUCUCUAAGAUCUGGUGUAUUUUAAGGUCACCUUAUCAAAUAUGAUAAGAAUGUAUUUUGAUGACUACUUUAUAUUUUUCUUUCAUGAAAUCAGUCAUGAAUGAAAUUAAGAUGCUAACAUUUCAACUUAAGAUAUAUUCAGCUGAUGAGUAUUUCUCCUGGAAGGUCAAUUAUAGUAGGAUGAAAAUUAUAUGAAUCCAUUUUCGAAAAUUAAAGGUCUAGAUUUCUUAAUUAUCUCAACUGUAAUUCAAAUGGCUGAAUCCAGGAAGAAAAAGGACAAUAAAAAAUGUGGUGUUUGUGGUGACAAUGCAUUAGGCAGUAAUUUCAAUGCCAUUACAUGUGAAUCAUGCAAAGCAUUUUUUCGUCGAAAUGCCUUGAAAACUAAAGAAUUCAAAUGUCCAUUUGAAGAUAAUUGCAAAGUUGACAUGGUAACUCGACGCUUUUGUCAAAAGUGCAGAUUGAAAAAAUGCUUUGCUAUAGGCAUGAAAAAAGAAUGGAUAAUGUCCGAAGAAGAGAAAAAAGCCAAGCGGGACAAAAUUGAAAAAAAUCGUAGAAAAAGAAAUAGUCAGCAGGCUUCAUUACAGGUUCAGGACUUUACUUAUAUCAAAGCUGAAAGCCCUGAUGAUUCCCAGAUGUUGCUUAGCCCUAUUUCAUCAAUGUCUCCUAUGACACCACAAACUCCUGGUAGUGUUGGAAUGAUCGCUGACCUUCCAAAAACUCGUGCAUUCACUCAUCAGCCUCUCACUCCAUCAGAUUGUGAAUACAGCCCUCCAACAAAAAUUCCACAUUUGGAAAGUGCUUCAGACUCAAUGCAAGAUGAAGUAUCUAAUCAUUCAUCUCAAACAGCACAUUCUGCUGAAGAUACUAAUGAAUCUGUGAGUAUUUCAUCUGAAACGGGGCAUUCUUUGAUGAUAAAACAUGAAGUUGGCAGCUCCAACUCAGUAAAUAAUAGCAUUCGGGAAACUGAAGGUCUGCUAGUGCCAAAAGUAAGCCUGCUGGAUACUUCAUCAUCAUUAUGCAAUGAUGUGCCUAAAUCAAUUUAUGCAAAAGCAGUUGAAAUUGAAUUCACUGAACUUCCAAUCAGAACUGAACUUACGACAUCUAAAGAGCUUAAUAAACUUGAAAAAUUAAAGCUUCAAGAGCUAGUAAUCGCAAAUGAGGUAUUGAAAAUGCCUUUGCCAUGUGGUAUGUCUGAUCCAAGUCUGUUAGAUGUAAUUAAUAUGACAGAUCAUGCUAUUAGACGUUUAAUCAAGAUGUCAAAAAAAAUCAAUGCUUUCAAAAAUUUAUGUCAGGAUGACCAAAUAGCUUUAUUGAAAGGCGGUUGCACAGAAUUAAUGAUACUACGCUCUGUUAUGUCAUAUGAUCCUGAAAAAGAGUGCUGGCAAGGGCCUCAGGGUCCAAAAGUUAUGUCUAUUAAAGUAGAUAUUUUGAAAGAAGCAAAAGGCAAUGUCUAUGAAGAGCAUAAGCGAUUUAUUAAUUCAUUCCAUCCCCAGUGGCGAACUGAUGAAAAUAUCAUGCUUAUAUUAAGUGGCAUUGCUCUUUUUACUCCUGAGCGCCCAAAUACAGUUCACAGGGAAGCAAUUAGACUUGAACAAAAUACAUACUACUAUUUGCUACGCCGUUAUCUAGAUUCGAUGUAUGACUAUUGUGAAGCAAAAACUGUUUAUCUGAAGCUAAUACACAAGAUACAGGAGCUGCAUAUUUUGAAUGAAAAUCAUGUUCGUGUUUAUUUAGAUGUAAAUCCAAAAGAUGUGGAGCCACUUUUAAUCGAAAUCUUUGAUUUGAAACAUUGAAUGUUGGAAGCAAAUUUUGUUGUAGCCUGUAUAUUAUGAAGUGGUUUCUUGUCUAAAUUACUGUAGAAAUAGUUACAUUCUUUUGUGCCAACAUAAUUUUAAAGUAUGUCUUGAGUUAUAACAUGGUUCAUUAUUUCUUGCAUUUUAAACUUGAUUAUGAAAGUGUUAUUCUAGAAAGUCAAACUUUAAAGUGUUUUGUCAUUUCAUUUGUUUAUUCUGAAGUUCUCAAUAUUUUUAAACAGUUUUUAAUUUCAUCCAGUUUUGUGUAUGCAUAACAUUUUUGGAUGUAGUAUGCAGUGUUUUUAAACAACUUUUAAUUUUCAUCAUGUUUUGUGAGUAUAUAACAUGAACUGUGAAUGCAUAAUGUUUACUGAUGAACAUUUCAUAGUUUAUCGUAUAACAGUUAUCGUAUGAAAAAUUGAUUUGAGCAUAUAUUUGCAAGCAGAAUAAUGUCAACUAUUGUCAUACAGGAUCUAUUUUUACACAACAUUACAAUUUAACGACUGUCUUUCAUGAAAAGUUCAUGUGUCUAGCUCAUGCAUUUUAAGAAUUUCUGAAUUGAUGCAUGAAACUCUGAAUGGUGAAUUUUUAAUCAUCAGCUUCUCAUUUUUCAUAUGUUUAUAAAAUGUGGGGAGUUGUUAAAUAAUGUAGUUAGUUUUUGAGAUGUUACAUAAUUUGGUAUGUGUCAAGACUGAAGUAAAGCUAUAAACUCAUUGUAAACUACAUAGUCGUUCAGAGGCUUAUGAUUUUGCAAACAUGAUUUGUUAAAUCUGUUUUGUGUUAUUCAUUUGCUAACGUUUGAUUAAUUUUAUGUAAAUGUCUAAUAUUCUGUUUUGUUGUGAAUUUAUGUGUGUGAAAUGCAUGAAUUUGAUUCCCCCCUUUCAUUGCAGUUAGUAUGUCACUGAGCUUAUUUAUGGGAAAUAUGGAUAAUUAUUUCUAGAUUUCAUUAUUCAAAUUGCUAACAAGACUACCUUAAGGCAAAAUGCAUUUUGCAAGUAUUGAAAGUUUUAUUAAUAAAUUGUAGCUUACAUUAUCCA
Messenger RNA from Stegodyphus dumicola, 2851 nucleotides. RefSeq names its product Nuclear hormone receptor HR96 (gene Hr96). The record is from RefSeq and is a predicted model, not a curated record. Gene Ontology annotation, molecular function: zinc ion binding; RNA polymerase II cis-regulatory region sequence-specific DNA binding; nuclear receptor activity. NCBI's taxonomy places the organism in Eukaryota, Metazoa, Arthropoda, Arachnida, Araneae, Eresidae. Gene Ontology annotation, biological process: cell differentiation; negative regulation of transcription by RNA polymerase II; positive regulation of transcription by RNA polymerase II.